Colletotrichum truncatum is the source of this 669-nucleotide messenger RNA. RefSeq lists its product as uncharacterized. Lineage: Eukaryota; Fungi; Ascomycota; Sordariomycetes; Glomerellales; Glomerellaceae. The record is from RefSeq and is a predicted model, not a curated record.
AUGCCGUCACGAGACUCCGAUCGCCGCCAUAGAGGACGGGAUGCCUAUGAUGACGACGACGAUCCCUACUACGACGAUGACUACUACGACCGACCUCGCGCAUCACGCCGCGUCUCGCGAAGCGCCCAUGAAUUAGACGCUGCCGAGGCUGGGCGAUCCCGCCGUCGUCGCGACCACCACCACCACGAUGCCAGCCCAGUUCGGCAUAGCACCCGAUCCCGAUCGCUCGACCACCGACCGCCCCCCAGACGCCGCCGUGACAGUUAUGAUUCGUACUCGGAUUACUCCGACAGCGAAGACGACCGACGUCGACGCCGCCGCGACAGAGACCGAGGAUACAACAGCGGCCGGCGGAGAGAUAGUAGAGUCUCUGGUGCAUCAUCCUCACGCUCUCGACUACCGAGACGGGAGUCUGAUAAGUCACACAUACUUCAGGCAGCUGCCAGCGCUGCUGUGGUCGCCGGCGCGACUGAAGCGUGGCGGAUGAGGAAAGACAAGACUUCAUGGCAAAAGAAGGGGACCAAGAUGGCCACGGCAGCGGCGGGCGCCGCUGCCAUUGCCGCGUUCAAGGACAAUGGGCCCAAGGACUAUGGCAAGAAGGAUGCGGUUGGGGCCACUAUUGGAGGAUUAUUAGUCAAUCGACUUGCGAACGGCAUGAACAAGAAAUAA